AGAACUCUACGGCUAAUCACGCCAAUCUACGGUUGUGUUUUCGUCAACCUUAUUUUAUGCUUAUUUUUCUUCUAAAAAAAAUGAUAAUCGAAAUUUAUACUUCCAUACUGAUCAUUGAACAUUGAAAACUAUUUUUUUUCGUAACAAAUUUAUACAAUCAUACUUAAGUUAUGCUAAAGUAACAACUUUGAGGGUCCUCUAUUUUGUUUCCUAUUUUGGUCAGCUGUUCACACUCGUUUUCUUCUUUGCGACUUCACGACCUAGCCCUUUCGAGUCGUCCUCUGACGGUGCGGAUGGUCUCUCUGGAUUGGUCUCUGAUCAUCAUGGCUUCUCUGUGGAGGGUUUCCAGCAACCUAUUGUCUAGGUUAGGUGGCAAACAAGCAUUGGCCACAAGCAUCAGAUGUGUUUCUACUUCUACUGACAAGAAGGACAUCAUUGAUGCAAAUGUGACAACAGGACCGAUUCAGGAGCCUCACAGAGUAACCUUGAGCCCUGAGGCUAAGCAAAAGCUCAGGGGAGAGGUCAAAACUGAUCAAUGGCAGAGCUUUGGAUGGAGCAUUGAGAGUGAAGCAGAAGACAGGAGGCUGAUGCACUAUGUGUUCUUCUGCACCGUCAGCUGUGGAAUCGUCCUGGGCAGCCUGAUUUGGGCAUACCUACCAGACGCCAGGGGUUUGGACUGGGCGCACCGGGAGGCGUACCUGCAGCUGCACCUGCGCGAGUCUGAGGGCCGGCCACUGCUCGACCCCAACCUGAUCGACCCGGCGCUCAUCGAGCUCCCCUCGGACGAGGAGCUCGGCGACACCAAGAUCAUCAUCUAGACGGCGCCGCUGGUGCGGUGUCAUGUAUAUAGCGCAGAGUGGUGUGGAACCAGGACUGGGAGGGCGCCAGACGGGUGUCCUCCAAAUACACAACGGUAGUGUGUCAACCCCGGGUGGGCGGCGGAGAAAUCGGCGCAAUCAUGUGAGGGUAAAACGCUGCAAAUAAACCUGUCCCCGUA
Molecule: messenger RNA, 997 nt
Organism: Amphibalanus amphitrite
Lineage: Eukaryota; Metazoa; Arthropoda; Thecostraca; Balanomorpha; Balanidae
Product: NADH dehydrogenase [ubiquinone] 1 beta subcomplex subunit 11, mitochondrial-like
Exons: 4
Coding region: 294-818 (174 amino acids)
Source: RefSeq, a predicted model, not a curated record